AAGUAGUAUCUUUAUUAUAAGACUACUUUAAGAGAAGGGAUGACCCAAGAAAGAGUAAAGAACAAAACCUAGAAGAAAAAGGUAGCACACUAGCUUAAAAAGCAAGAGGUUUUAUGGGUAUGUUUUUGUGAGUUGUUUCCUUGAAUAGAGAGAAAGUUUACAAAGAAAGCUAGCAAAUUACAUUUAGUUUUAACAAUUAUAAUUACUUCUAUUCUAUACCUCCUUCUUGGGAUCUAAAAAGGAUCUUAUUUAAAACUACAAUUAUUUUUACUUUUGUUAUGGAUUCAACCAAUUUCCAACACCAACAUGAACAUGACCAACACCAUCUUCAAGACCACUUUGUUGGAUGCUCUUCUAUAAACUUACCUUCUUCUGGUUAUCUUGUUUCUUCUUCUCUUGAUUGGAACUCCUCUAUCUUACCAUCUAGUACAAACACAACAUUCAGCAACAAAGAUGAGCAACAAGAUCAAAGUGAGUUAACGUUGUUAAGCAGCACAACAACAGCAAUCCCCAAAUUGGAAGACGACAUGUUAAGCUCAUUUCCAAGUUUUAGUGGCCUAAUUCAUAAUCCUGGAACUGCUAAUAAUCCAUUAGAAAACAUUAAUCCUUGGUUUAAUGGAUUAAUCUCAUCUAAUGGUAUGGCCUACAGUAGAGGAUUAAUGCAGUUUCCUUUAGAAAUUAACAAUAAUAACUGGAGUAAUAAUAAUAAUAAUAAUAAUGGAUUUCCAAACAGUACAAGUUUCCUUAAUCAGAUGGGAUUAGGGGUGUCAUCACCUAAUAAUUCAAAUGCAUCGACAAUUUCAAGUAGUAGUCCUCGUUUGGGUUUGAACUUACAAGCUAUGGAUUUCUUGGGAAAUAAUAAUUCAUCAUCAAGUUUUGGUGCUCAAACAAGACCUAAUAUGUCUUAUGAUGUUGUUGGUGAAGAAGUUAUUAGCCCUGCUGGAAAGAUUUUGUCUAAUAACAAGAAUUCAAGCUUGAUGAAUGGAUCAAUAACGGGAACAAAAAGAGCAGCUACUGGAAAUUCAACAACGGAUCAGUCAAAAGCAUCGUCAACCAACAAUUCUGUGGCUACUAAAAAAUCUCCACUCAAGGUUUCUUGUCCGCCGUUUAAGGUUAGAAAGGAGAAACUAGGAGAGAGGAUUGCAGCACUACAUCAAUUGGUUUCACCUUUCGGCAAGACAGACACAGCUUCUGUAUUGACAGAGGCAAUUGGAUAUAUACAAUUCCUUCAAGACCAGAUCCAUACGCUUUGUAUGCCACAUGCCAAGCCUUCACGUAACAAGCCUACCAGAUCUUUCCCAACGGGAAUUGGAAAUGAUCAAGUUGAUGGAAAAAAUGAAGCAAUAAGAAUAGAUCUUCAAGGGAGAGGAUUAUGCCUUGUGCCAUUCUCAUGGACAUCAUAUAUCACAUCAACCCAAAUGGAUGCAUCAAAUCAUCCUUCUUAUUUUUAAAGUUUUAUAUUAUUUAAAAUCUAUCUUGUUAGGCAUAUUUCCACUAAUGAAAGUUAAGGAGGGAAAAAAUUACAUUAUAUUAUACCCCAUAAAAACAUAAUAAAACAAUGUUAUUUUGUUUCUUCUUUAAGCCAAGUUAGGUCCAAGGGAUUAGGAAAAAAAAUGAAGUAUUUAUCACAAAAAGGAAGAAUGUAUGCCUUGAUGUGAUGAGGGAGCUUUUUGAUUGAGUUCUCAUGGUCUCUUUUUGUUUCAAUUCCCAUGUUUUUUUUUCCUUCUUCCUUGUGAAUGGAGAAGGCAAAAAUGUUAAGAACAUUGCCUUUGUAAUAGUUCAAAUUAAUAAAUCAUAGUUAAGAAUUUGAUUUUAUAUAUGGUGUU
Molecule: messenger RNA, 1826 nt
Organism: Amaranthus tricolor (Joseph's coat)
Lineage: Eukaryota; Viridiplantae; Streptophyta; Magnoliopsida; Caryophyllales; Amaranthaceae
Product: transcription factor bHLH110-like
Exons: 7
Coding region: 279-1451 (390 amino acids)
Biological process (GO): regulation of transcription by RNA polymerase II
Cellular component (GO): nucleus
Molecular function (GO): RNA polymerase II cis-regulatory region sequence-specific DNA binding; DNA-binding transcription factor activity, RNA polymerase II-specific; protein dimerization activity
Source: RefSeq, a predicted model, not a curated record